Cornus florida is the source of this 1369-nucleotide messenger RNA. RefSeq lists its product as uncharacterized. The transcript is spliced from 2 exons. Bases 249 to 1190 code for a protein of 313 amino acids. Lineage: Eukaryota; Viridiplantae; Streptophyta; Magnoliopsida; Cornales; Cornaceae. The record is from RefSeq and is a predicted model, not a curated record.
AAGAGCGAGGCAAAAGGCCUCAUCCUGACAGUGAAAUCGACCCUGAGGAGGAGCCUCUUAUUAGAAGGACCCGAGUCUCUGGGCCGGGUACUCUCUUGCACCGAGCGAUCAGAGCUCCUUCUCACUCUGGGCCUCCUGCAGCUGGUGGCUCUGCUUCUGCUUCAGGCCCCCCUUCUAUCCCCAGCUUACCGCCAUGGGCCCCUCGGUACACUCGAACGGAUGGGACGUUCGUGAAACCGAACGAGACCAUGCUGAAGGAUGGCCAGACCGCUAUGGCCUACUACAGGAGCAUGUGGACUCCGAAGGACAUUGAGGCGGCAAAGGGCCUUUCCCAGAAGGACGUGUUCAGUCGCUUUCCCCAAUCUGCUAUGGAGACAUUGUUCGGGAUGAUGGCCAUGCAGAAGCAGGUGGAAAUGGGGAACGCCAGGGCCCGAAAGUAUUCUGACAGCCUGGAGGUGGCUAAUAAAGAGAACGACCUCCUUGCCAUGAAGAAUACCGAGGUGCUGGUUCGGCUUGACAAAGCCGAGCAAGAGAGAGAUGUCCUGAAAAAGGAGAAUGAUUCCCUUCAGGAUGAGAAGGACGCCCUCCAGCUUGAGAAGAGCGUCUGGCAGACUGAACAGGAAUCACUCAGAGAAGAGAAGGCAGAACUCCAACGUCUUCUAGCUGAUGAACAGUCUGCUCGGAUGGCUUUUGAAAAAAGAGCUCUGGACGAGCGUACCGCUCUGAUCGACGCUAUCAGCAGAGUGGGUGGUGGGAUGCUGGCCCUUCAUGCUCGGUUCUCCAGGGUCGGUGCUCUUCGGUAUGCUCAAGGAUUCCGGGAAGGUUUCGCUGACCGGGUUCCGGAUGAGGGACAGACCAGCUCCACUCCGGAUGAGGUAGACAAGGAUCUGGGGAUCGAGCCUCUGGGGGUCUAUGUCGACCCAGAACCCACCGAAGCGGAGCGUAUAUUUGAUGAGUGCCAGGACAUCGCAUCCUCAAGGAUCAUCACAGCUCCUCCUACCGCUCUGCCACUGACCGCUCCCCAAUCGUCAACCGUGGCUCCCUCUGUAGCCACUGCUGACGCUGAACCCCAGCCGAACGACUCAGUUAUUCACCUGGAUUCCCCACCUCAUGAAGGUGAGGCGGCUGAUGGGGCCGAGGAGGCGAGUCGGCAAGACCAGGAUGCUGUUGGUACUGAGGCGUCUAGCUAGGGCUCCUUCGAAUUCUUCCAGUUCAUAUCUUCUUGUAAUGAUGGACAUCUCUCUUUUGUAAACUAAAUGUUCAAUAUUAAUGAAAUGGCCGAACUCUUUUUCUCUAUGUGUUGUGCUCUGUUCAACUUAUCUUCAGUACAUAUAUAUCUUUUCUCUCUUUUUCUUUUUAUAUUAGCUUU